AGCAACGACAAUCCUACGUCAUCAGUGACCACUGACCAUUGGCGGGUGCGGGGGGGCAUCUGUUCGUACAUACAUGAACUUCGUACACUUUACGACAUCGGCGCACAACAACAGGUAUAUCACUGGCUUGUCACUGGCUGGCCGGGGGGAGCAGGAUUCUCGCCACGAGGAUAUAAGCUGCCACACUUGCUAUUGCGCUGAAAAUGAAUAGUCUUCGCUGCCGCUUUCACUGCUUAAGGCUUCCGAGAAGAACACUGCAACGAUCAAACAUACUGCAACAACAACGACCACUACUCUACCAAACAACCAGCAAAACCCCUCCAACACACCGCAGCAUGUCCUCCGCGCACCCCUCCAACACAUCGCAGCACUUCACCACGAACACGACCACCCCCAGCAGCACCUCCAAGCCAAUGGACCCAUACACCACCGCGAACGCAGACAACAUGAACGUGUCACUGAAGGAGAAAGUCGAGGACCUGAUGACGUUCGUGACAGACACGAAGUACGGGAUGAUGACGACGCGGCAGGACCGCAGCGGCCUGCUCGUCAGCCGCUGCAUGGCACUUGCCGAUAAGGAGGGCGGCGUAGACCUCAUCUUUCAUACCAACACUGAGACUGGCAAGACCGAUGAGCUACAUAGCGAUCCGCAUGUUAAUAUGAGCUUUAUCAAGCCGAGUACGGGCGAGUGGGCGUCCAUCUCCGGCACCGCCUCGAUCGAGACGGACCGCGAGAAGAUCCGCAGCCACUACUCGCCGAGCCUGAAGGCGUGGGUGGGGGAUCUCGGCGACGGCAUCCACGACGGCGGCCCGGAGGAUCCGAGGAUCGCUAUCAUCAAGAUCCGUGCGAUCACGGCGACUUACGCCCUCCAGAAGGGAACCGCUAUCAAGAGGGGCAUUGAGAUCGCGAAGGGAGCGGUCACCGGAAGCGUCGCGAACACGAAUAAGCUCAGGGAGAUUACGGAGGCUGAGUUGCAGCAGUAUAGAGCUGUUAACUGAGCUGAAGUAGGAUGGUAAUGGGGCGGGGUGGGAUGGGAUGGAGGGCUGUGGUUUCGUUCGUGCUUGUCUUGCUCGUCCUGUAUCGAUGUUUGCUAGGCAAUUGAAGUGCAGUCAAAUCAUCGUAUCUUCC
This is a messenger RNA of Tricharina praecox, 1128 nucleotides long. Its product is annotated as protein bli-3. Bases 204 to 998 code for a protein of 264 amino acids. The transcript is spliced from 2 exons. The record is from RefSeq and is a predicted model, not a curated record. NCBI's taxonomy places the organism in Eukaryota, Fungi, Ascomycota, Pezizomycetes, Pezizales, Pyronemataceae.